Molecule: messenger RNA, 9774 nt
Organism: Nerophis lumbriciformis (worm pipefish)
Lineage: Eukaryota; Metazoa; Chordata; Actinopteri; Syngnathiformes; Syngnathidae
Product: phospholipid-transporting ATPase ABCA1-like
Biological process (GO): transmembrane transport; lipid transport
Cellular component (GO): intracellular membrane-bounded organelle; membrane
Molecular function (GO): lipid carrier activity; ATP binding; ATP hydrolysis activity
Source: RefSeq, a predicted model, not a curated record
AGUGUUUGCUUUGACUCAAGACACUCAACUGCAGAGCGCCGCUACGGAGGAGGAGGUGCCGCCGUUUUUCUUCACUUUUUUAUUCCUUCGGAAGAGUCAUUUUAUUAAUGAAAACGGAAAUAGGAUAUUCAAUAUUCAAAACAAAGUGAGGAGCUGGAGCGUGCUCAGUGAGUUUGGGGAGACGGCGCCAUGGCGGUCUCCACUCAACUGGGCUUACUUCUUUGGAAAAACUUCACGUACCGAAGACGACAGACUAUUCAGCUGCUGAUUGAGAUAAUCUGGCCUCUCUUCAUCUUCUUCAUCCUCAUCUCAGUUCGGAUACACUAUCCACCCUACGAGCAGCAUGAAUGCCAUUUCCCUAACAAGGCCAUGCCUUCAGCGGGCACGCUGCCUUGGGUACAAGGAAUCAUCUGUAAUGCCAACAACCCCUGCUUCCGGAACCCAACCCCUGGAGAGAGCCCCGGGGUUGUGGGCAACUUUAACGAUUCGAUAAUCUCCCGACUCUUCAAUGAUGCCAAGAAGAUCCUGUUGUACACCCAGAAUGACAAGAGCUACGAGGGCUACCGUGGGCUGCUGAGGGCCCUCCACAAGAUGCAGAAGAACACCCCCCGUUUCAAGCUGAAGGACUUUUUGAAAGAUAACGAAACCCUCUCCCACUUCUUGCAUCACAACGCCUCGCUUCCCCGUCACGCGCUGAAGCAGAUCGUAGAGGCUGACGUCAAUCUGGAAAAGGUUCUGACUAAGGGUUUUGGCUUCCAUCUCAGAGACUUGUGUAACGCAACACCUCUGGAGGAGUUUGUCCAUAUUGCUGACCGCAAUGUAUCUCGCCUGACGCAAGAGAUUAUCUGCAAGUCGUCCAAGGACUGGCUGAACAAGGCCCAAAGCCACUUCCUGUCGAACUUGGACUUCCUCAAGCCCAUUCGAAAAGACGUAAAGUCGGAUCCCAGGGUAGUUCAGGAAGUCUCAGCUGCAACGGAUUAUCUUCUGGAGAGCCUCGGAGAACUGGCGGUGGAGCUUGCCAGCAUGAAGAGUUGGAAAGACAUGCGAAAUGAGAUCCUGUAUCUCACUGCGAAUGCCACAGGCUCUCCGAAUCAGAUGUACCAGGCUGUGUCACGUAUUGUCUGUGGUCACCCCGAGGGGGGCGGCCUUAAAAUCAAGUCCCUCAAUUGGUAUGAGGAUAACAACUACAAGGCGCUGUUUGGAAACCAUGGCAACGACAGCGACAACGAUCCUAUUUCCGCAUACGACAACACAUCCACUCCUUACUGUAACAGCAUGAUGCGAAACUUGGAAUCCAGUCCCAUAUCCAGGAUGAUCUGGAGAGCUCUGAAGCCUUUGCUCAUGGGAAAGAUCCUCUACACCCCAGAUACUCCAGCGACGCAGAGGAUAAUCCACGAGGUGAACAAGACUUUCCAGGAGCUGGGCCUGUUGAGGGACCUCGGAGGAAUGUGGGAUGAGAUGAAGCCCAAAGUAUGGAACUUCAUGGAGAACAGUGAGGAGAUAGACUUAGUCAGGACAUUGCUCCAAAAUAACGCCAGCGCCACUUUCUUGAAUACUCAACUCAGUGGCACUGAGUGGCGCGUGUCCGACCUGUCGCGCUUUCUCUCCAAGUCUGUGGUAGACCAAAAAGCUGCAGGAUCAGUAUACACCUGGAGAGAGGUCUUCAACGAAACGGACCAGGCCAUCCAGACCAUUACCCGCUUCAUGGAGUGUGUGAACCUGGAUAAACUGGAGCCAGUCGCAAAUGAAGAGCGCUUAGUUAACAAAUCCAUGGGUCUGCUUGACAACCAGAAGUUCUGGGCAGGCAUUGUGUUUCCUGACAUCGCCCACGGCAACAGCUCUGACUUGCCCUCUAACGUCAACUACAAAAUCCGCAUGGACAUCGACAACGUUGAGAGGACCAACAAGAUCAAGGAUGGCUACUGGGACCCUGGCCCCAGAGCCGACCCCUUCGAGGACUUGCGUUACAUAUGGGGCGGAUUCUCCUACCUGCAAGAUGUGAUUGAACAGGGAAUCAUCCGAGCUGUGACGGGCAGCAAGGAAAAGACUGGUGUUUACAUUCAGCAGAUGCCCUACCCCUGCUACGUGGAUGACAUUUUCCUACGGGUGAUGAGUCGAUCGAUGCCCUUGUUUAUGACUUUGGCGUGGAUGUACUCGGUGGCCAUCAUCAUCAAGGGAGUGGUCUACGAGAAGGAAGCCCGGCUCAAGGAGACCAUGAGGAUCAUGGGACUGAACAAUGGCAUUUUGUGGCUCAGCUGGUUCAUCAGCAGUUUGAUUCCAUUGCUUAUCAGCGCUGGCUUGUUGGUCAUGUUGUUGAAGACCGGAAACUUGCUGCCUUACAGCGACUCAGGGGUCGUCUUUCUUUUCCUGAGCUCCUUCGGCGUAGUAACCAUCAUGCAGUGCUUCCUUAUUAGCACAUUGUUCUCUCGCGCUAACUUGGCAGCGGCCUGCGGUGGAAUCAUCUAUUUCACCCUCUACCUGCCCUACGUGUUGUGUGUUGCCUGGCAAGACUACAUCGGAUACGGAGCAAAACUUGUUGUGAGCCUGCUGUCUCCUGUAGCUUUUGGAUUUGGCUGUGAGUACUUAUCCCUGUUUGAGGAGCAAGGUGUGGGAAUCCAGUGGUCCAACUUGCUGGCCAGCCCUCUGGAGGAGGAUAGCUACAACCUGACCACCUCCAUCUGUCUCAUGCUCUUCGACGCUGUGCUCUAUGGACUGAUGACAUGGUAUAUUGAGGCUGUGUUCCCUGGCCAGUAUGGAAUACCCAGACCUUGGUAUUUCCCUUUCACAAAGACAUACUGGUGUGGCGAAAAAGAGAACCAGAACCUCUCAACGCCUUUGUCCACAAAAGGCAACGCUGAUGCUGUGUGCAUAGAGGAGGAGCCAAGCCACAUUGAGCCAGGUGUUUACAUUGAGAAUCUAGUGAAGGUCUAUAGCCAUGGAAACAAACUCGCAGUAGAUGGACUAUCCCUGAGAUUCUACGAAGGACAGAUCACCUCCUUCCUCGGCCACAAUGGAGCUGGAAAGACCACAACAAUGUCGAUCCUGACAGGGUUGUUUCCGCCCACCUCAGGAACGGCCUACAUCCUGGGCAAAGACAUUCGCUCAGAACUUAGCAACAUCAGGCAAAAUCUUGGUGUUUGCCCCCAGCACAAUGUUCUUUUCAGCAUGCUGACAGUGGAGGAGCACAUCUGGUUCUACGGCCGCCUGAAAGGACUGCCUGCGGAGAUGGUGAAGGCCGAGAUGGAACAAAUUGUUAACGAUGUUGGAUUGCCUCACAAACGACAGUCACGCACCAGCACACUUUCCGGAGGGAUGCAGAGGAAGUUGUCCGUGGCCUUGGCUUUUGUCGGAGGCUCCAAGGUUGUGAUCUUGGACGAACCCACUGCUGGUGUUGAUCCUUAUGCACGUAGGGGAAUCUGGGACCUGCUUCUUAAAUACAGACAAGGCCGCACCAUUAUCCUGUCUACCCAUCACAUGGACGAAGCAGACAUCCUGGGUGACCGCAUUGCCAUUAUCUCCCACGGCAAGCUGUGCUGUGUCGGCUCUUCGCUCUUCCUAAAGACCCAGCUGGGCACGGGCUACUACUUGACCCUGGUUAAGAGAGACUACGAUUUGGCACUUCAGUCUUGCAGGAAUUCUGCCAGCACCGUUUCCUAUAGCAAGAAAACCGAAAAGGAGGAUAGCGUGUCUGAGAGCAGUUCAGAUGCAGGCCUUGGCAGUGAACCAGAGAGUGAGACCACCACAAUUGACGUUUCCCUCAUCUCCAACGUGAUAUUUAAGCAUGUCUCAGAAGCUCGCCUGGUGGAAGACGUUGGACAUGAGCUCACUUACAUCUUGCCCUACCAGUCAGCCAAAGAUGGAGCCUUUGUGGAGCUCUUCCAUGAGCUUGAUGACCGUCUCACUGACCUGGGAAUAUCAAGCUAUGGCAUAUCUGACACCACCCUAGAGGAGAUUUUCUUAAAAGUUGCUGAAGACAGUGGAGUCGAUGCUGUGGAACUUUCAGACGGAGUAGUGCCAACGCGGACUCGUCGCCGUCAUGCAUUUGGAGACCAUCAAAGCUGCCUGAAGCCCUUCACUGAGGAUGACUUUGACUGCAACGAUUCUGAAGAAUCUCGUGAGACCGACUGGCUUAGUGGAAUAGAUGGUAAAGGCUCAUACCAGGUCAAAGGAUGGAGUCUAAAGCGCCAGCAGUUUGUAGCGCUACUCUGGAAAAGAUUCCUGUAUGCUCGGCGUUCCAGGAAAGGCUUUUUCGCCCAGAUUGUCCUCCCAGCUGUAUUUGUGUGUAUUGCGCUGGUGUUCAGCCUAAUUGUGCCUCCAUUUGGAAAGUACCCAAGUCUGGCUCUGGAUCCUGGAAUGUAUGGGGAGCAGUUUACCUUCAUCAGUAAUGACUUACCCGAGGACCCUCACACCAACAAACUUCUUGGAGCUCUGACAGACAAACCAGGAUAUGGAACACGUUGCAUGGAAGGACAACCCAUUACGGAUACUCCGUGUGCAGCAAUGGAGGACGAGUGGUCCGUUCCACAAGUACCUCAAAGUCUAAGGGACAUGUUUGACAAAGGCAACUGGUCCAUGGAGAAUCCAUCUCCUCUGUGCGAAUGCAGCUGUGAGGGACGUAAAAGGAUGCUGCCCGAAUGUCCAAGCGGUGCAGGGGGUCUUCCACCGCCACAGAUUAGGUUAAGCGAUAAAGACACUCUUCAAAAUUUGACUGGUAGAAACGUGUCAGAUUAUCUGGUGAAGACUUACGCUCAGAUCAUUGGCAAAAGCCUGAAGAACAAGAUUUGGGUCAAUGAGUUCAGAUACGGUGGCUUUUCACUCGGGGCCAGAGGCUCUCAGCUUUCAGCCCACAGCGACCAGAUCGAUGAUGCCAUUGCUCAACUCCGCAGACGCUUCCAUCUAGAAAGGGGGACAGCAGCAGAUCGUUUCUUCCGUAGUCUCUCCAACUUCAUUCAAGGGUUGAACACCAACAAUAAUGUCAAGAUCUGGUUCAACAACAAGGGCUGGCACAGUAUCGGCUCUUUCCUCAACGUGAUGAACAAUGGAAUCCUUCGAGCAAGCCUGCCAGCCGGCAAAGACUCUGCCAGGUUUGGCAUCACUGCCUUUAAUCAUCCUCUCAACCUCACCAAGGAACAGCUGUCACAAGUGGCACUAAUGACAACAUCAGUGGAUGUGCUGGUGUCCAUCUGCGUGAUCUUCGCCAUGUCCUUUGUGCCGGCCAGCUUUGUUGUUUUCCUCAUUCAGGAGAGGGUGAACAAGGCCAAACACAUGCAGUUCAUAAGCGGAGUGCAACCAUUCCUCUAUUGGCUGGCCAACUUUGUCUGGGACAUGUGUAACUACAUUGUCCCUGCCACACUGGUUAUCAUUAUCUUCAUCUGCUUCCAACAAGAUGCUUAUGUCUCCUCCACCAACCUGCCUGUGCUGGCCUUGCUGCUGCUGCUCUAUGGAUGGUCCAUCACCCCUCUGAUGUACCCAGCGUCCUUCUUCUUUAAGAUCCCCAGCACAGCCUACGUGGUUUUAACCAGCGUCAACAUACUGAUCGGAAUCAACGGCAGCGUGUCCACAUUUGUACUGGAGCUGUUUGGAGGCAAUGAGAUCGGUGGUAUCAAUGACAUCCUGAAGAACGUGUUCCUCAUCUUCCCUCACUUCUGUCUGGGGAGAGGCCUAAUCGACAUGGUGAAGAACCAAGCAAUGGCUGAUGCUUUGGAAAGAUUUGGUGAAAACCGUUUCCGUUCUCCCUUGGCUUGGGACAUGGUGGGAAAGAACCUGUUCGCAAUGGCCAUUGAAGGAGUGAUCUUCUUUUGCAUCACUGUCCUCAUUCAGUAUCACUUUUGCAUCAAGGCCAGAUCAUCCUCCAGUCACCUGAAGCCUAUUGGAGAAGAGGAUGAAGAUGUGGCCAGAGAACGACAGAGAAUCCUCAGUGGAGGAGGACAGUCCGACAUCUUGGAGCUUCGGCAGCUCACUAAGAUUUACAAGCGGAAACAGAAGCCAGCUGUGGACCGACUCUGCGUUGGCAUCCCCCCAGGCGAGUGCUUUGGUUUGCUGGGAGUCAAUGGAGCUGGCAAAACCAGUACGUUUAAAAUGCUGACAGGGGAUUCGGUGGUCACAAGUGGAGAGGCCUAUCUGGCAGGAAAGAGUGUAACAACAGAAAUAGAUGAGGUGCAUCAGAACAUGGGCUACUGUCCUCAGUUUGAUGCCAUCAAUGACCUGCUGACUGGACGGGAGCACCUUGAGUUCUACGCCAUUCUAAGAGGCGUGCCGGAGAAGGAAGUGUGUGAGGUGGCAGAGUGGGGCAUCCGCAAGUUGGGGUUAGUCAAGUAUGUGGACAAGAGCGCAGGCAGCUACAGUGGAGGCAACAUGAGGAAACUGUCUACUGCCAUCGCUCUCAUAGGAGGACCACCUGUUGUGUUCCUGGAUGAACCGACAACAGGCAUGGACCCUAAGGCACGGCGCGCCCUGUGGAACGCCAUACUGAGCAUCAUCAAAGAGGGACGAUCGGUCGUCCUGACCUCCCACAGCAUGGAGGAAUGUGAAGCACUUUGCACCAGGAUGGCCAUCAUGGUCAACGGCAGGUUCCGCUGCCUGGGGAGUGUGCAGCACCUUAAAAACAGGUUUGGGGAUGGCUACACCAUCAUCCUGAGGGUGGCCGGACCGGAUCCAGACCUCCGGCCGGUGAUGGAGUUUAUCGAGCAAGAACUUCCAGGCAGUAACCUGAAGGAGAAACAUCGCAACAUGCUUCAGUACCAGCUUCCCUCAUCCCUCACCUCCCUUGCACGAAUCUUCUCCCUGCUGGCCACCAACAAGGAGGCACUUAGGAUAGAGGACUACUCUGUCUCUCAGACCACUUUAGACCAAGUGUUUGUAAAUUUUGCCAAGGACCAAAGUGAUGAGGACCACUUAAAAGACGUCCACCUAAGCAAACGGGACGCCGUAGUGGUGGACAUUUCCCAGCUAAACUCUUUCCUCAUGGACAACAAGACCAGGGAGAGCUGCGUCUGAUUCCAGCAGUGGGUACUGCCAUGCAUCAUCAUCCCCCCCCUACGGCGUCAUCCCGCCACAGAUAAUCUGAAGUGGACGACGGGCCUUUUUUUUUUUUGGUUUCUCAUUUGUAGUCUCCAUUUGUUUUUUUAUUGUAAAUCCUCAGUGGACCUGCUGUUAAACGCACAGCCUCUGAAGACGUGACGAGGCAGACUGCAGGUUUUUCGUGAAAGACACUGAACUUGAUGCAAAUCAAUGCAAGAAAUGUCUAUAUUUAAAGACGAGAGGAUACCGGUGGGAGGGUUUGGAGACCGGCGCUUCUAACCCUCCACCGUAUCGGACACUUGAAGUGCGUUUUGACUGGGAGAGCGGCCAGGCUACCCACUUUUUGAAAGCCUAGUCCGAAAAGUUCUGAUCAUUCACUGCCAACUGCAAAAAAAAAAAAAGGACUAACAAAUCUUAUUCAGGGUCUGAUCUAUUUGUUACCAACAGCAGUUUUAUAACACAGUGACAGUCCGACUCAUUUCAAAGGAGGAACACCAAACGUUUUUUACAAAUUAAUUUUUUUUGUUGUUUUCAAUAUGUAUACGAUAAGUCGUAACUUUGUUGUAUUUUUUUGAAAACCUUUUUUUUUUUUAUUGGUUUCUUCUUGACGUGGGGUCAUCAUCACAGUGCCUAUGUGAAGGGGAGGAGGAAGGAGUACAUCUGAGCACUCCUUUAUGAAGGACUACAACAAAAUAGGCUGCCAGGGAAUGUUCCAGACAAAGCACAGAAACUGCUUUUGUUUUUUCAAAGGAAGCUCUCACGUCUCGUAACGUGCAACUCGAUGUCUGAACGUGUUUUACUCGCCGUCUUGAAAUGGUUGUGACUUCCUACGAGUGGAAACGGACGGACAAUGUAAGCUCUGUUACAUUGUCGACGAUUAUUGCAUGCUCCCCUCUGCCCGGAUGCACACUUGCCACUAUUCUAGUGUGCUUUAGGCCAUACUUGCCAACCCUCCCGAAAUUCAGCGCCUCACCCGAAAACCUCCCGGGAUGAAUAUUCUCCCGAAAAUCUCCCGAUUUUCAGCCGGAGCUGGAGGCCACACCCCCUCCAGCUCCAUGCGGACCUGAGUGAGGACAGCCUUUUUUCAAGACGGGAGGACAACAGGGUGACAAGAACUAAAUCAUCCAGACUAGAGAUAAAUUGUAUUAUUAUGUUUAUCUUACCUAAAAAUAAAUAUAUUUAUUAAUUUAAAAAAAAUAAAAAAUACAUUUUUACUAUAUUUUGCUAAAAACAUCAAAAUUAAUUGUAUUUUUAUUUGUAUUUUUUCGGACUCCUUAUUACAUCCAGCCAUAGAAUUAUACAUUAAAAUAAACAUAUUUGAAAUAAUUAAUUUUAAAUUAUCAUAAUAAUUCAUUUAAAAUUACCAUAUUUAAUUAUUAAAAUAAUUGCUUGUUUAUCAACAACUUUAGCAUUUUAUUCAUUACAUUUUGAAGCUCUCCGAAGCCAAGUUAUGUUAUAUUCCUUAAGAUUUAUUUAUGCAAGUUUGAAGUAUCAAUUAUCUAAACAUAGUUUUGUUUGCAUAUUUUCAGGAUAUAUAUAUAUAUAUAUAUAUAUGAAAUACUUGACUUGGUGAAUUCUAGCUGUCAAUAUACUCCUCCCCUCUUAGCCCCGCCACGCCCCUACCUCCUGAAAACGGAGGUCUCAAGGUUGGCAAGUAUGGCUUAGGCAUGGAAGGACUUGGAUCAUUUGCGCGUCACGUACCUGUGGGGCUUUACAUCCAAUUGUUAUUAGUGGGGAUGGAAGUAGGAAGGCGGCACUCGCACAUGCGAAACGAUGAAAAAGUACUACUAUUGGAACUGAAGAUGGCGCUUGAGUUGGGACGUAGAUGUUUCUGUGCAGUAGCAGUCUUGUGACGUUAACAAAAAUAUGUCUGCGGCGGAAUCGAGAAAGUAUCUGUGCCAAAUUGAGCUGCAUACAGUAGGGAAGGGAUUCAUAUAGCCACAUUCCGUGAGAUGCAAUGCAGUCUGCUGAAAAUGACGGAAAGCGCCACUCCACAUAUUAACUGGCGCUGUGGUCAAAGUUGGAACACAUUUUAAGAUAUCCAACACUCUGGCGGCUAAAGUGGAUAGUGCACCCUCUUUGUCACGUUUCAUGUGUCAGGUAAAUUGCGAAAUCCCUUUUCUACUGCAUUUAUCAACCAGCAGAGACAACUGUUUUGUAAAAUGUGGGAAAUGUGUGCUUUCAUGUUUCCCCCAUUAGGUCAGUCAAUUCAAAGCAAUCGUCAAAGGACAUCUGAUGUAAAAUAGUGACAAAGUUGCCAAACUGUGCUGCCAUGGCUUCAACGACAACUAUUGACUGGACACAACCUGGGACCACAGCAAUUGAGUUAAUCUGACCAAAUGAUAUACAUAUCCAGGGCUCAAUUUGAUAGUAGGCUUGUAUUACCGGUGCUCAGUGUUAUCACAGAAGGGGUUUCCUAACAGCUCUGGACUAGUUAGAAAAGCUGUUACGCUUCAUAAUGUUGAAGAAGAAGAAGAAGAAGAAAAAAGCGUGAUUAAAGCCAAUGGGAUAUCAAAAAAAGAAAAAAGAAAAAGUAAUGCACUUGAGCUCCGAAACAUUUGUUUUGAAAGGUGAAGAAGUCGAAAGGAUUAGACACGAGCGACAGCGGUAAUGUGGUUUCCUUCUCUUGUGCUCAAUAUUAUUAUUCGUUUACAUUUUUUUUUUUUUUUUCAAGUAUUAAACAGCUGUUUGAGUCUGUUACCUGUUAUGUAAAGUAAAUAUUAUAAUAAAGUUGAUACGUUUAAAACCAAAAAA